CCACAACUGUAAAAAUAAAACCGAAACGGCUCACACAAAGCUUUUCAGUCAGUUUGACACGAAAACGAAAGAAAAAAAAAAAAACGAAGAAACGUUCAAAUGUGCAGGAAUUCAAGGACUCGCCAUUAGAUCAUUCCAAAACCCUAAUCUCUCUCUCUCUCUCUCCCAAAAAUGGCGGAGCUGAGCUUCAAUCUCCUCCACACUCUCGAUCCCAGGAGGGAUGCUUAUGGAUUUGCUUUGAGACCGCAACACACACAAAGAUAUAAAGAGUAUGCUAAGAUCUACAAGGAGGAGGAAGGGGAGAGAUCAGAUAAGUGGAAGGAAUUCCUUGAACGACUUGCAAUAUCUGAUCAACCGUUCUCGUCUGAUGAGGAAUAUAAAGAGACAUUACAGGUUGAAGCUACUGAGUGCAAAGUAGAGACUGUUUUAGAGAGUGAGGAAAGUGAUGAUUCAAGUGGUAGGAAGUCAAUCUCUGAUGGUUCGAAGGAAAGAGAUCUUGAAAAGGAGGUGCAUCAUUCAAAAGAAACAAAGACGCAUGAGGUCCAAACAUGGGCUCAGAUAAGACCAUCCCUUGGUGCUAUUGAGAUUAUGAUGAGUUCUCGAAUUCUGACGAGAAAGGAUAUGAUAGAUGAGCAGAAAACUAUAAGCAGGGAUCAUCUUCCAUCUAUAGAAGAGGCAAAAUCCCCAGAAGGGGCUUCUGAAGAAGAAUUUGACGAAGACGUUUAUGUUAAUGCCACAUCGGAUGACAAUGCGAAUGCUGCCGGGACAGUAACUGCAGAAGUUGAUGAGGUCUCUCCCAAAAAUUUAUUUCCUUUGAAAGAAGAAGUGGAGUUCCUAGUCCGUGGGGGAGUUCCCAAAGAUCUCAGGGGAGAGGUUUGGCAAGCCUUUGUAGGUGUAAAGACACGGAGGGUGGAGAGAUAUUACCAGAAUUUGCUGGCGCAAGAAGCUAAUGAUGGGGAAUGCAGGGAGCAUGAGGACUCAUCUGGUGUACCCAAGAAAUGGAAAAGGCAGAUUGAGAAGGACAUACCACGAACGUUCCCAGGUCAUCCUGCUUUGGAUGACAAUGGUAGGAAUUCCUUGAGGCGUCUGCUUUUUGCAUAUGCUCGACAUAAUCCCUCUGUUGGGUACUGUCAGGCAAUGAAUUUCUUUGCUGGUAUACUGCUUCUUUUGAUGCCUGAGGAGAAUGCCUUUUGGACUUUGGUAGGCAUUAUUGAUGAUUAUUUUGGUGGCUACUAUACGGAGGAAAUGAUUGAAUCUCAGGUGGACCAACUUGUGUUUGAGGAACUGAUGCGUGAAAGAUUUCCUAAAUUGGUUAAUCAUCUGGAUUACUUGGGAGUGCAGGUAGCAUGGAUAUCUGGACCCUGGUUCUUAUCCAUUUUUGUGAAUAUGCUUCCUUGGGAAAGUGUUUUUCGAGUUUGGGAUGUUCUUCUAUUCGAAGGAAAUCGGGUUAUGCUGUUUCGAACAGCACUUGCUUUAAUGGAGUUAUAUGGUCCUGCUUUAGUUACAACUAAAGAUGCUGGGGAUGCAAUUACUUUGUUGCAAUCCCUUGCUGGCUCUACAUUUGAUAGUAGUCAGCUUGUUUUAACUGCCUGUAUGGGUUUUUUGGCUGUAACUGAGGCUAGAUUGCAAGAACUGAGAACAAAACAUCGGCCAGCUGUACUAGUAGUAGUGGAAGAAAGAUCAAAAAGGGGUCGAGUUUGGAAGGAUUCUAAAGGGCUUGCAUCUAAACUGUAUAGUUUUAAGCAUGAUCCUGUAUCACUAAUAGAAGAAAAGAAAUCCACUGAAGGAGGUGAUAAUCUUGCAGAUGAAAAUAAAUCUCCUUUAAACGGGACCACUAAUUUGGAUGGAUUGCUUAAUAGCCUAAGUGUUGAUUCAGAAUUAGAUUCUCUACCAGAUCUUCAAGAACAGGUGGUUUGGUUGAAGGUGGAAUUGUGCAGGUUGCUGGAGGAGAAAAGAGCAGCUGUCCUCAGGGCUGAAGAGCUGGAAACAGCACUUAUGGAGAUGGUCAAACAAGAUAAUCGAAGGGAAUUGAGCGCAAGGGUUGAGCUAUUGGAGCAAGAGUUAGCAGAGCUAAAGCAAGCCCUUGCUGACAAGAGGGAACAAGAAACUGCAAUGCUGCAGGUCCUCAUGCGGGUAGAGCAAGAGCAAAGGGUUACUGAAGAUGCUCGAAUAAGUGCGGAGCAAGAUGCAGCUGCCCAGAGAUAUGCGGUUCAUGUGCUUCAGGAAAGAUAUGAGAAGGCUUUGGCUUCAAUCGCUGAGAUGGAAAAGAGGGUGGUUGUUGCAGAAUCAAUGUUGGAGGCUACCCUGCAAUAUGAAUCUGGCCAAUCGAAAGCACAUGCUUCUCCACGGUCCACUCGUAAUCAAGACACUCCCACAAGAAAGACAGGUCUAUUGUCAUUUGGACUUGGUUGGCGUGAUAGAAACAAGGGCAAACCAACUGAUGUUAAGGAGUCCAAUUUAAGUCAUUCCCCCAAUGAGGGAAUGGACCCAAGCUCGUCAGAGAAAGAAACAAAAAACGAGCAGAAGGAAACUUAGUGGGGAAUUGAAGUGGUAGACUCAAUGCAAAGACUUUCUUAUAAUGAGCUCCUAAUGCCCAUGUUCUUAAUUGUUGUCCUGUUUAGUCACUAUCGUUCCUAUUGUAAUCAUCCAAUGGGAAUUGGAGUGUGAAGGGCUAUCUAUCUGUACCAUUGUCAAUUUGAAUUGAUACAUCAAUUCCUUUUCUUUUCUUUUUUCUCCCUCACCUAGUCACUCUUUAAGUGUACAGAAAAUAAUUAGAUUCAUUUUUAUUAGAACAUUUAUUUUUAAUAAAACAUCAUCACCGUCCUAGAAAGAGACUUUGUUUAAGUCAAA
Quercus robur (English oak) is the source of this 2850-nucleotide messenger RNA. RefSeq lists its product as uncharacterized. The coding region runs from base 172 to 2535 and encodes 787 amino acids. NCBI's taxonomy places the organism in Eukaryota, Viridiplantae, Streptophyta, Magnoliopsida, Fagales, Fagaceae. The transcript has 18 exons. The record is from RefSeq and is a predicted model, not a curated record.